GAAUUGGAAGAAGGGGGAGAGAGAAAAAAAAAGUGAUUGAGGAGAGAGAGGGAGAGAGGGACACGAGUUUAAGAGGGGAAACAGGGGAGGUCUUCGGGGCUCUAGAAAAUAUUUGGGAACCGUGAGAAAUUUUGAGAAAGGAGCUGAUUUGAGAGACCAUUCUGGGCGAGAAAUUGGUGUAUGUUGAUGGCUAGGGCUUCGGGUUAGAGAAAACCGAGGGAGUCCGGUUUGGGUGUUUUGAGUUGAAGAAAAAUCAGAGAACUUUGGUGUGAGAUUGAGAAUAUCGGAGCAAACAGAGAAGAGAUUGGAGCGGAUUUCCGAGAGGAGAAGGAUACUCGACUUUCUUCUGAAUCACAAAAAGGGCCUCUUCUCACAGGUUAUACAGCCGCUGGUACCAGGAUCAUGACACAAGAAAGCAACAAACAGAGAAGGAAGCCAAACAUACUGAUAACGGGCACACCCGGAACUGGCAAAACAACGAUGUCAUCUGCGUUAGCAGAAGCCACACAGUUCCACCACAUAAAUAUUGGAGACUUGGUCAAAGAGAAGGGCUUGCAUGAUGGAUGGGAUGAUGAGCUCCAGUGCCAUGUUAUCAAUGAAGACCUGGUGUGUGAUGAGCUCGAGGAUGUAAUGGAAGAAGGGGGAAACAUUGUGGAUUAUCAUGGCUGUGAUUUCUUUCCUGAACGGUGGUUUGAUCGUGUGAUCGUGCUUCAAACUGAAAACUCUGUGUUGUAUGAUCGUUUGAGUAAAAGAGGUUACACAGGUGCCAAACUCUCAAACAAUAUCGAAUGUGAAAUAUUUCAAGUUCUGCUGGAGGAAGCAAAGGAAAGUUAUCAAGAGGAUAUAGUUCUAGCUUUGAAGAGUGACACCAUUGAGGAUAUCUCUAGAAAUGUUGCAACUUUAUCUGAUUGGGUGAGAAACUGCCAACCUACCCCCGCUGAUAACAACUUAUGAUAUCAAUAUUAUCUCUCCAUGGCUCACCGUUGAAGGUUCACCUAUCACAUCAGUAGUCUCAUCACAAGUUACUGGAAUAUCUCCAAAUAUGUCAGAAAUGCCAGAAAUUACUUGGAAACAUUUUUGUAACCAGUCUGGCUUGGUUACAAUUGCGAUAGCUUUCUGGGCAAUUUAACCACUGCUGUUCGUGCUUCUUCUGUGAUCAUUAAGGCAAUGACAGGAUCUUCAAAGAUU
Molecule: messenger RNA, 1188 nt
Organism: Carica papaya (papaya)
Lineage: Eukaryota; Viridiplantae; Streptophyta; Magnoliopsida; Brassicales; Caricaceae
Source: RefSeq, a predicted model, not a curated record